Paramuricea clavata is the source of this 783-nucleotide messenger RNA. The record is from the annotation of a GenBank genome assembly. Lineage: Eukaryota; Metazoa; Cnidaria; Anthozoa; Malacalcyonacea; Plexauridae.
AAAACCAAAAUUGCUUCGUUACACGUUCGUAAGCGAAUGUUAAAUCUUUGGCUGGUUGGAGAAAGUUUUUCAGCUGUUGCUUCUCGCACUGGUGUCACAUCGAAGACUAUCUCACAUAUUGUAAGACAGUUCACAGAGCGCGGUUGUUUGUUCCCAUUGAAGCCUGGCAGAAAAGAAAGGCAAAUUGCUACUCCCAUUGUUGUAGAAUACAUCGAAUUCCAAAAACGUUCUAAACCCAGCAUUACCGCUUUCGAAAUACAAGUAGCACUAAUGAACGAUGGUGUAUGCAACUUGGAAAAUUUGCCGUCGAAAUCGACUAUCAGCGAUGUGCUCAGGAAAGACUUAAAUUUUACUUUUAAAAAGUUAAAAGUUGUGCCACAAGAGUCCUUAAACGAACAGAAUCAAGUGAAAUCAAUAGAGUACGCGAUGUUGAUGAGUCAAGUUGAUCCAUCGAGGGUACACUUCUUUGAUGAAUCAUUGGUUAAAAGAACGACAGACAAUCGCCAUUAUGGGCAUGCUAAAAGGGGGAAGCGAGCUGUAGAAAUUAAACUUUACGUGUCCGAUUGUAACUACACUAUAAAUUUAUUGCAAAGCAGAUUUGGCAUAACCCACUACAACUUGUUAGAAGGAGCAUCAAAUGGUUUGGAAAUGUUACAUUUUUUCCACGAAAGCAUGCAAGUUGUAGAUGAGUUUUACGGAAAUCCUGUGUUAGCACAUGGGGACAUUGUCGUAAUGGAUAACUGUCGGUUUCAUCACGGACAUUUUGCGGAGGAAGAAUUGUGA